AUUUCUAAGAAUCAAGUUGAAAUCCCUUUGAGGGAGAGAAAAUAUCUGUGCAGCAGAGGAGAAAGGGUUAUGUGUUUGGGUAGGGAGACGUCAAGAGAGAAUAGGGAAGGGUGUGCGUGAGCAUGCUCUGUUUGGGCUGACAUUGGAUGCCGGCUUAGCUUAGCCCUCUGUGUUUUGCACAAACACACCCAGCAGUAGUGACACCUACCACACUCCAGGGGACAGAGAGAACAUCGCCGGAAUAAAAGCACAGAAAAGGAAAACUUUAUCUGGGACUUUCCUUCUCUCACGAGCCUUCUCCUCUCAGGAAAUCCAGAGAGCGGGGCUUUGUUUUCCAAUCAGCAAAGGAUUAUUCUUCUAGGAACUGCUGUACACCAUACAGGAUUUGUAUUUUGAUUUAAACCAGCCUUUUUUCUUGAUGUAGAAAUUGUUUUUUAACUUCAAGCCUGCAAUUUUGGUGAAUGGUUUUCAAAGAGUGUAUACCUGUUAAAAGCUGCAAUGGUGCAGUGCCGAACAGUUCCUGAAAAUCUGGCACCAGGAGAAACAGAGGUGGAACUUGCAACAGGAUAAUUACGCAGGGUUGGACUGAAUCUACAGUGAGUUGGCUAAACUGCCUCGAGUUGCCUUCUGUUGCUAGUGGCUGAUUAGGCAAAUCGAGGGAGUGGCAGGCUGACCACACACCGACAGACUGCUUACAGACCGACGAAAUUUUCAAAGCUGUGAGCACAACAGAAAACAAAUCUGUGAGCGUUUCUGUUUCUUUGUGAUGGAGCAUAAUUGUCCAGUCACCAGGUCGGUGUUCCUUUUUUAGUUUGGAUUGAGUUUGGCAGGUUUGAUGGAUACUGGCUAAACUUAAAGGACGUCAGCGACUGUUUUUGCCUGUCGUUUCCAGCGAUUGAGGGACUUUGAAAUUUUUCUCAUGUGAGAUUUUGUAGGGGUUUUUUUUGGAUUCCAGACGUGAGCACUCUCCUCCUGUCCCAUUCCCUUGUGGGCAGUUAUUUUUCCAGCUAUUAAGGAUUUGUUUGCCCUUGCCUGGACACAGUCCUUAUUCUUUCAUUACAGCUCGCCCUGGACCCUCAUGAGCUUAUGCUUCCUAAAUGGGGGAGCAGGAGGAAGAAAUAUGAUCCUCUGUUUUGUGGUGUGUUUAGGGCAGCAGCAACCGUGUGUGGUUUCCAUGGAAAAGGCUAGAGAAAUAUGGCACAGAGGGGCUGCAUAAAUGCUCAACCUCUAUGUCUGUGGUCCAAGUGAAAUCGAAGCCGGCUAGCGUAGCACUGCAAGCUCCACCCUGGAACUCCUUGUUCAGACUCUUCUCAUGUGUAGCCACAAGGAACGUGCACAAGACUAAAGAGGUCCCCACAUUUCAAGAGAAGACGACAGCCUUAUUUGGAAAUCUUAUGGACGAAGAAAUGAGUCGCCAGACUGCCACCGCGCUGCCCACAGGAACCUCCAAGUGCCCCCCAUCUCAGCGCGUGCCCACCCUGUCAGGCACCACAGCCUCCAACAGUGACCUGGCCAGCCUGUUCGAGUGUCCUGUCUGCUUCGACUAUGUCCUGCCCCCCAUCCUGCAGUGCCAGUCCGGACACCUGGUAUGCUCCAACUGCCGGCCCAAGCUCACCUGUUGCCCCACCUGCCGAGGUCCCCUGGGCUCCAUCAGGAACCUGGCCAUGGAGAAGGUGGCCAACUCUGUCCUCUUCCCCUGCAAGUACGCCUCGUCGGGCUGCGAAGUCACCCUGCCUCACACCGACAAGACCGAGCACGAAGAGCUUUGCGAGUUUCGGCCGUACUCUUGCCCCUGCCCCGGCGCUUCCUGCAAGUGGCAGGGCUCCCUGGACGCUGUCAUGCCUCACCUGAUGCACCAGCACAAGUCCAUCACCACGCUGCAGGGGGAGGACAUCGUGUUUCUGGCCACAGACAUCAACCUGCCGGGCGCCGUCGACUGGGUAAUGAUGCAGUCCUGCUUCGGCUUCCACUUCAUGCUGGUGCUGGAGAAGCAGGAGAAGUACGACGGACACCAGCAGUUCUUCGCCAUCGUGCAGCUCAUCGGCACCCGCAAGCAGGCCGAGAACUUCGCCUACCGGCUGGAGCUAAACGGGCACCGGCGCCGGCUGACCUGGGAGGCGACGCCGCGCUCCAUCCACGAGGGCAUCGCCACCGCCAUCAUGAACAGCGACUGCCUGGUGUUCGACACGUCCAUCGCACAGCUGUUCGCCGAGAACGGCAACCUGGGCAUCAACGUCACCAUCUCCAUGUGCUAAGAACUUUACAGAGAAGAGGGUCAAAAAGUUACAGAUUGUUCGGGGGGCAUUUUUUUAGGAGGGGUCAAAUCAGUUCUGACCUCACGGCACCUCCCCCCUUCUCAGCCUCACCCCUUGACAUGUGGAACUGGACUGUCUGAUCGGGCAGCCGUGGAGGCCCUUGGUGGUGAGGUGGAUGGAUGGAUGAAUAAACACAAGGACAUAACUGUGUAGUGAUGGCUGUAGACUUCUAAACACACAUGUGAGACUCGUGCACGUACAUGCAGUCUCGCCCUCUAUUGGUCAUAAACACCAACUGAGAAGUUGUUCAAACUUGCUUGUCAAACUCGUCUCCUGGCCACGUGUCUGUCUUCGAGUGAUCCCCCGCCCCCAUCAGUCUCAUUUUAGUGUCUCUUUCCUCUCGGCCUCAGUCAGACAUUUCAGACACUACAGCUCUAAAGCCUGGAAGCUGCUUCACCCCCGACAAGCUACUAUUUCACCACGGACUCCUGGUCAGUGCAAGGAAGCUAGCCAGCUAUCUAGCUCUCCCUUUCUGUUCGUCACCCACCUCGGUUACCUCCCUGGAUUGAACGGUUUCCACUCGCAGGGCUUCAACAGUAGCUGUGGCUGCUAAUGACCGACUGGAACCCAGAAUCCAUAAAAAAACCCUUUCACCUGUGAGCGACGUGGCUAUCGAUGGCUGACUGGAACAGUCAUCUGUAGACAUGGAUGGCUGUAGCACCCCAAACCAUCCAUGCGUGUCCUGGAUGGAAAAACAAACCGGCAAAAGCUCAUUUAGUUUCUUUCUGAUCCACCCCGAGGCUAAAGAUUGUGCAUCUUUAACUAGUUGACUGUCGUCGUUGAUAGUUAUUAGACUCUGCUGUCAUACUGUAUGGAUUGAAGAAGGCCCUCAGCUACAUCAGCCCUGGACUUAGUUUGUUUUUUAUUAUUAUUUUCACACAAACACACGUCUGUUCCUUGCAUCACAGGUCUAAUAGUGGAUGAAUCGACCGAGGAACAGAGGUUUAUGUUUUUUUCAGAACAAGGAAAGAAAAAGAAACACUGCAUUUCAGUUUUUCUUUUGGGGUUUAUUUCUUAUGUCUGUCUUUUCUUUUUAAUUAGUUUUUUUUGUAUGACAAGAGAGAAGAACUCCUGAUAUUUGUGUGUGUGUGUGUGUGUGUGUGUGUGUGUGUGUGUGUGUGUGUGUGUGUGUGUGAGAGAGAGAGAGAGAGAGAAAGAUUCUGGCGUAAAAAAAAGCCUGCUCGUUUUCUCUCUUUCCUCUUCUUCUUUUCGUUUCUGCUCUGUCUUCUGCCGGCCUCAACCACUGAUUGACUGAUCACCCAACCAGGAAUGAGGGACAGUUUGUACCGUUACAAUGUUGCUAUUGUUAUUAUUAAAUGGAGAUUAUCAUAAUUAUCAUUUUUUGUAUUGAAUUUUAAAAACAAAAAUUAAAAAGGCAGUUGUAAAACUUGUGGCUAAACUUCAGUGUUUGUAGUUAAAAAGCAAGUUGUGUCGUUCUUCUGAAGGUUUGUUCUUUUAUUUCUCUCCAGAGUUGGGUUGUUUUCAUCUAUUUGUCUCUCUGUCCUCUUGUUUGUGUGGUAAGUCUUUUCUUUUUCCCCCCUAUUUUUUUUUUUUUUGUCUGAGGAGGAGGAGGGAGGUUUAGCCAAUCAUCUCUCACUUUCUCUUCAUGUGGAGUCUCAGUAAUGUUGCUGCUCUCCCUUGAGUCCUUGACUAUUUUCUGUUUUAAUUUGUCAUUAAAUAAAUCUAUCUUUUUCAUA
This is a messenger RNA of Amphiprion ocellaris (clown anemonefish), 4012 nucleotides long. It is a transcript of the gene siah1, whose product is annotated as siah E3 ubiquitin protein ligase 1. Gene Ontology annotation, molecular function: ubiquitin conjugating enzyme binding; zinc ion binding; ubiquitin protein ligase activity. Gene Ontology annotation, cellular component: cytoplasm. NCBI's taxonomy places the organism in Eukaryota, Metazoa, Chordata, Actinopteri, Pomacentridae. The record is from RefSeq and is a predicted model, not a curated record. Bases 1230 to 2255 code for a protein of 341 amino acids. Gene Ontology annotation, biological process: multicellular organism development; proteasome-mediated ubiquitin-dependent protein catabolic process. The transcript has 5 exons.